Rhododendron vialii is the source of this 1196-nucleotide messenger RNA. RefSeq names its product protein SIEVE ELEMENT OCCLUSION A-like. The transcript has 2 exons. Gene Ontology annotation, biological process: phloem development. The coding region runs from base 66 to 1196 and encodes 376 amino acids. Lineage: Eukaryota; Viridiplantae; Streptophyta; Magnoliopsida; Ericales; Ericaceae. The record is from RefSeq and is a predicted model, not a curated record.
UCUCCUCUUCUCUCCACCUUCUCAUUGUUUCAUCAUUAGUACGUUCACCAAAUUAGAGGACGAUAAUGAUUAACCCUUCCCAACAUAAUAAACUGCAGGUUGGCAUCGAGGAAGUACUCAAGAGAAAGACUGUGGUAUUGCUUAUAUCGGACCUUGAUCAUAUUGAGGAAGAAGAGCGCUUUGCCCUUAAGAGAACCUACGAUGAGGCGAAGAAAAAGUCAGACCUUCAGUAUGAGAUCGUAUGGAUUCCGGUCGUCGACAGGUCAACUGAUGAAGAAGCGAGUCGAAAGAAGUUUGAGCAGCUGCAGGCAAAGAUGUCAUGGUACACGGUGGCCGACCCUUGGUUGCUCGACCCAGUAGUCAUCAGGUACAUCAAGGAGGAGUGGCAUUUCUCGAAGAAGCUCAUUCUGGUGGCGUUGGACCCACAGGGUAAGGCGGUCUGCAACAAUGCCCUCCAUAUGUUUAUGGUAUGGGGAAAUAUUGCAUACCCUUUCACUGUUGACAAGGAAGAAUCACUCUGGAAGGAAGAGACCUGGAAUCUUGAGCUACUGGUGGGCGGCAGCUACCCAGACAUAUCGGAUUGGAUAUCACAAGGGAAACACAUUUGCUUGUACGGAGGAGCAGGCCUCGAAUGGGUCCGGAAUUUUACUGCCGCAGCAAAAGACUUGGCCAAGACUGCAGGCAUUACCUUGGAAAUGGUUUAUGUCGGAAAGAGCAAGGCAAACGAACGAGUAAAAAAGAUCACCUCAACCAUCGCAACAGAAAAGCUCAGUCACUGUUUUCCAUACCCGAUCUCAUACUUCUGGACCCGAUUAGAGAGCAUGUGGUACUCCCGGAGUCAACACGGCAAGACUGCCGAAAAAGUCAGGAUACUCCAGGAGGUGUUGGCGAUGCUGAGCUUUGACGGAAGUGAACAAGGGUGGGCAGUAAUCAGCAAUGGAUUGACCGAGAUGACAAGGGCCAACGGCAACACAAUUUUGAAAAUCUUUAAAGAGUUCAAGCUUUCGGAGGAGGAAACCAAGCAAAAGGGCUUUGUGCCGGCCCUCAAUGAGAUCAAUAAGACGUUGAGCCAGCAGCACCACUGCAACAAAGUCCUCCUUCAGUGGACAAGUACUGGCAUGCCGGAGGAGGUGCUGUGUGCAGAUUGUGCACGUCCCAUGGAGAAGUACUUCAUGUAUCGCUGCUGCACCGAUUGA